Messenger RNA from Pipistrellus kuhlii (Kuhl's pipistrelle), 396 nucleotides. RefSeq names its product S100 calcium binding protein G (gene S100G). Lineage: Eukaryota; Metazoa; Chordata; Mammalia; Chiroptera; Vespertilionidae. Gene Ontology annotation, cellular component: cytoplasm. Gene Ontology annotation, molecular function: calcium ion binding; transition metal ion binding. Bases 156 to 395 code for a protein of 79 amino acids. The record is from RefSeq and is a predicted model, not a curated record. The transcript has 3 exons.
AAUAAUUACCUCUAAAUGGCAAACGAAAGGAAAAUUUCAUCAUCAGGGCGGUGUGUCCGUCUGCACAGGCUAUAAAAGCCAGCUGACCUGCUCCUCUCUCCAUACUCCCGUCUUUUCUCCUAGCUGCCUUGCUGCUCAGCGACCAGGACACCAAGAUGAGUGCAAAAAUGUCUCCCAACGAACUGAAGAGCAUUUUUGAAAAAUACGCAGCUAAAGAAGGCGAUCCAAAUCAGCUGUCGAUGGAGGAGCUGAGACAACUGAUCCAGACUGAAUUCCCCAGUUUGCUAAAAGGUCCAAACUCCCUGGAGGAUCUUUUUAAAGAACUGGACAAGAAUGGAGAUGGAGAAGUUAGCUUCGAAGAGUUCCAGGGGUUAGUGAACAAGUUAUCCCAGUGAA